Spinacia oleracea (spinach) is the source of this 2156-nucleotide messenger RNA. RefSeq names its product probable pectinesterase/pectinesterase inhibitor 61. Lineage: Eukaryota; Viridiplantae; Streptophyta; Magnoliopsida; Caryophyllales; Amaranthaceae. The record is from RefSeq and is a predicted model, not a curated record. Bases 23 to 1924 code for a protein of 633 amino acids. Gene Ontology annotation, molecular function: enzyme inhibitor activity; pectinesterase activity. Gene Ontology annotation, biological process: cell wall modification. The transcript is spliced from 4 exons.
AACAAUUAACCAUAAUUAAUCAAUGGAGUAUGGUAAGCUCCAACCCACUGAAUCGGCUAGGUAUACGGAACAACUACCGCAAAAACAAAUCCAAACCCGAAAACACAUCCUGGUAAGGGACGCCCGUGUUACAUUCCUAGUGUUAUUAUUCCUACUAAUUGUAGCAUCAUUAUUAACAAUUAUGAUAGUUAUUGUCAUGAAACAUAAACAUUACUUCAAAAAAAACACUACUUCCACGUCAUCAUCAUCUAAUAACUCCGCCGGGGUGGGUGUACCACCGGCGGCGGCAUCGGUGUCGCUCACCCGGAUUUGUGAAGUGACCCGGUAUCCGGCCACGUGUGUUACCUCUCUAGGAGAGUACAUGAACACACAGAUGAUUGGGGAUGACGUUGAGACCCGGCCCGGGUAUGUACACGUGUCAUUGGAUGUAACGUUGGAGAGGUUAAGGAAAGGGUUGGAUUAUUUAAUGAUGGAAAAGAAGAGAUUUGAUGAAAUUAAGGAUUCAUUUGAAUGGUCAGCUCAUGAUGAUUGUGUAGAGCUCAUGGAAGACUCAGUGGACCUGCUCACACGUAGUCGCCCCCUCAUAAUGAUGUUAGUAUCAUUAUCUAAUGAUGAUCAGAAGAAUAAUCAGAGUCAAACCUCUAUAAUGGACUUGAUGACAUGGAUGGCAACAAUAUGCACAAACCAAGACACGUGUACGGAGGGAUUUGAAGAAGCCGGAGGAGCACUAAAACAUGAGACGGCUCAGAUCUUACAAGACUUGUGGCAAAUAGUAAGCAACCACUUGGAUCUUUCGAGCACGGUGUUGUCAAACGACGUCGUUUCAGGUAGAAGGUUAAUGGGUCUUGAGCCCACCAAUAUGGAUCACAAAUAUCCAAAAUGGAUAUCAAGGAAACACAGGGAGAUGUUGGCCACACCAAUAAACAUGAUCCAGCCCAAUAUAACAGUUUCUCAGCACGGUAUUGGGCCUAAUGUUACUGUUAGGUCCAUUUGGGAGGCCAUUGAAAUGGCUCCCAAGAAUAGCAGUACUCCAUUCAUCAUUCAUGUCAAAGCAGGAAGAUACCAAGAGUCGAACUUAAUAGUGAGUAAAAGAAAGACUAAUUUAUGGUUUAUAGGUGAUGGCAAGGGCAUGACCAUUAUCACGGGCAGUAAAAGUGUCAAAGCCAAUAACGUAACAACUCUGAAGACUGCAACUUUUGGAGUCACCGGUGCCGGUUUCUUAGCCCGUGGAAUAACCUUCGAGAGCACGGCAGGACCACAAAACCACCAAGCUGUAGCGCUCUUGGUAAAAUCCGAGCAAUCCGUGUUUUACGAGUGUGAGAUAAAGGGGUAUCAAGACACCCUUUACGUACAUUCCAACCGCCAAUUUUACCGAAACUGUGACAUAUACGGAACAGUAGAUUUCAUCUUCGGAAAGGCACAAGCAGUGUUACAAAAUUGCACCAUAUACUCUCGUAAGCCUAUGGAACACCAAAAGAACACGAUCACUGCCCAUAAACAACCGUGUUCUAACAUGUGUACGGGUAUAUCGAUCCACGAAUGUCAAAUACGGGCUGCCCCGGAUUUGGAGCUCGUGAAAUCGAACUACUCGACGUACUUGGGACGUCCGUGGAGCGAGUGGGCUACGACUGUGUAUAUGGUGUCGUACAUUGGUGAUCAUGUUGAUUCGCAAGGGUGGAUACCUUGGAAUGCAACGUCUUCAUUAGAUAGUGUUUUUUACGGUGAGUUUAUGAACUAUGGUCCGGGGGCUAAUACUAGUCAGCGGAUGAUAUCGUCUGGUGUUCAUGUUAAUUUGUCAGUUGCCGAAGCGGGGCGGUUUACUGUUGAUCAAUUUGUGGGUGGAUCUUCAUGGAUUGGACAAACACAAGUGCCAUUUGAAGCAGGAUUGUGGGAAAUGGCGCAACCUCCAGAAACAGUCCCCUGAUUUUGCUUAUGGAAAAUUGUUAGACCUUUCAAAUUUACUGUUAGUAUAGUUUAGAAAAUUGUCUAUUAUCAUUUUUUGAAUCUACAUCAAUAAUACGGUCAUAAGGAGUAGCAAUUAGCGGAGUAACAGACCAGACAGUCAUGUACACUGUAUUUGGAAACUAGUUAACGUGGAAAUGUGGGGAAAAGUAAACGAAAUUUAAUCCGAAGAAAUAUAAAAUCUCUAAAAUUAA